Messenger RNA from Glycine soja, 1826 nucleotides. Its product is annotated as exopolygalacturonase clone GBGE184-like. Gene Ontology annotation, biological process: carbohydrate metabolic process. NCBI's taxonomy places the organism in Eukaryota, Viridiplantae, Streptophyta, Magnoliopsida, Fabales, Fabaceae. Gene Ontology annotation, molecular function: polygalacturonase activity. The record is from RefSeq and is a predicted model, not a curated record. The coding region runs from base 253 to 1308 and encodes 351 amino acids. The transcript is spliced from 4 exons.
GAAAUGAUGUGAAGAGCACCUAGCUAGAGAACUUCUAGCCUUAACAUUGGCAUCAAUUUGCUUAAAUAUAUACCACCCAGUUGCUGCAAGUACUGUAGGAAGUGAUCAUAAGAACAAUGAUCCAACCCAAAAUUCUUAGCACAAUGAUAGAACAAUGAUCCAACCCAAAAUUGUUAGCACAAAAUCAAAAUCCUUAGGGGGGGAAAACAUUUUUGAUAAUUUGAUGUUGGUUAUGUGUACCUGCAGGCUUUCAUGCAUGCAUGGAGAGCAGCAUGCAAGUCCAAUGUGCAAGCCAGGCUUCUGAUCCCUAAGGGAAGAUUCGUCGUUUCCACGAUGUUUUUCGCAGGACCGUGUUUGACUCCAGGGCCUAUUACAAUCCAAGUUGUAGGCACUGUUGCGGCUACAACAGACAUCAGUGAGUAUGCGAAUGGUGAAUGGCUCAUGUUUGAGGAACUGGAUGGUAUAAAGCUUAUCGGUGGUGGUACUUUUGAUGGCAUGGGUAAGGGAUCAUGGGCAACUGCUGAGAACUGUGAAGCAGAUGAAUCCAACAAUUGCGUCAGAAACCCUAGUAGUAUUUAUUUCCACAAUGUGAGGAAUGGAAUUAUACAGAACAUCAAAUCCGUAGACCCCAAAGGCUUUCAUCUUUUUGUCACUAGCUGUGCUAACAUCAGACUCCGAUUACUUAAGCUCACUGCACCAGCUACCAGCCCCAACACCGAUGGAAUUCAUAUUAGCAACUCCAUCGAUGUAAAAUUAUCCAAAAAUAUCAUUGAAACUGGAGAUGAUUGUGUUUCCAUGAUACAAGGAGUCAACAAUGUUACUAUCAACAAACUGAAAUGUGGCCCUGGACACGGUAUCAGUAUUGGAAGUCUUGGAAAGUAUCCGGAAGAGCAAGAAGUGAAAGACAUUCGUGUCAAGAACUGCACGAUGGUUGGCACAACGAAUGGCCUCAGAAUCAAGACAUGGCCUGAUAAGUAUCCAGGUGCUGCAUCAGAUAUCACCUUCGGUGACAUUGUCAUGGACAAGGUUAAAAAUCCUAUCAUCAUUGACCAAGAGUAUGAAUGCGAACCGGCAAACUGCAAAAAGAAGCCUUCACUUGUAAAUAUAAAAGAUGUUGUUUUUUCAAACAUAAGGGGAACCACAAUUUCACCAAUUGCAGUGGAUUUAAGGUGUAGCAAGCAGUUCCCAUGCCAAGAUAUUAAACUUCAGAACAUAGACCUGAACCUUGGACCCAAGCCUUCCGGUUCUAGAUGUGCCAAUAUAAAACCAAUCUAUACGGGUGUUCAAAGGCCAGCAGCUUGCCUAUAAGUACUUGAAAUUUCAUGCACUUUGCAGCUCUGGCAAUAAAGAGGGAAUGAAAAGUAAUGUUUUGGACAAUCAGACCAAAUGAGGAAAACAAGUGGAAAAGGUUUUCAACGAUGGUUUUUAAGGAUGAUUUUUAAGUACUGGAGUAGGGGAAAAGGUUUUCAAGGAUGGUUUUUAAUCCCAAUUAAUUAGCUGAAGCCAAAAAAACCUACUUUAACCCUUUUUAGUUCACUUGCUGUCUGAUUUCCAAUCUCUCCUCUUGAACAACAAUUCUGAAUCAAUUGAAUCAACUUCCAUACCUUGUUUUCUGUAUAUAGAAAAACCAGAAAUUGUAUACAAGUGAAUUAAGUACUUUUUUCAGCCUUGUGUAUUAUGUACUCAAAAGUGUAAAUAGAAAUAUUUCCUCUCAGCCAGUUAGGUAAGGAAUUCAUGUAUAUUAACUGACUGAGAGGAGUAAAUCUCAAAGUAUGUCAUUCUUGGUUAUUAAUUUUAUCACAAAAUACCAGAGAGUGAACACUUCA